Molecule: messenger RNA, 12966 nt
Organism: Symbiodinium pilosum
Lineage: Eukaryota; Dinophyceae; Suessiales; Symbiodiniaceae
Source: the annotation of a GenBank genome assembly
AUGGCGCUUUUGGCAACCAGUUUGGCCGCACCGGUUCAUACCUGGGCGCUUGGUCUUGACGAACUUGAUGUGUCUUCGGCGUUGAAUGAACGCUUUGUUGGCACCAUUGAACUGCUCGAUGCGCAAGGUUUACAACCUUCGGAAAUCGUUGUGUCGAUGGCGUCACGAGAGGAUUUCGAUCGUGUUGGUGUUGAACGAUUUUUCUAUCUCACGAAUCUGAAAUUCAAUGUCGAAAACGAAAAUGGUACAGCGAUCGUCAAGGUAUCCAGCACGCAGCCAAUUGCGGAACCUUAUCUCAAUUUUAUCGUUGAAGUGCUCUGGCCUCGCGGUCGUCUGCUGAAAGAAUAUACUGUUCUUUUAGAUCCACCGACGUUCAGCCAGGCAGCAGCCCCAACUGUGCAGACGCCGUCACAAGCAGCGCCUAGCGUUGCCCAGCAGCCUGCACAACAACCUGCCAGCGCAGGGACUCGCGUAGAUCUGCAACCACGCAGCAGUCGUCCGCCCGCGCCACGCGCUCCGGUGGAUGGCUUGAUGACGACACGCGACGACACGUUGUGGAAAAUAGCCUCACGGACGCUGCCUUCAGACCGGGUCAGUGUGAAUCAACAGAUGCUGGCUAUUCAGCGUAAAAAUCCGCAAGCGUUCAUGCGUGGCAAUAUCAACUUACUGAAAGCCGGCUAUGUGCUGGAUAUACCCAGUGAAGAUGAAGCCCUGGGCGUAAAUACCGCGGCUGCGACUCAGGAAGUGGCCGCGCAAACUCAGGCCUGGCGUUCCGGUGAUGACAACGAACAACUGGCCAGCAACACACCUGCAGCAACGCCGUUAGAGGAUCAGCAGCCACAACUGCGUUCAGCCGUCGAUGCAACCCAGACAACCGCUCAGAAUAAUACGGUCGCAGAUCAGGGGCAGGGCCAGGUGCGUAUCCUGGCAAGCAGUGGUGAACUGGCAAGCGGCACCGCCAGUGGCGAAGACCCAAGCGUGAAUGUCCUGAUCGGCGAAAAAGAGACCUUGAGCCGUCAGGUCGACGAACUCACUUACCAGUUAGAUCGCGAAAAAGAAAUCGCUGCGAAUGAAGUCACCGUGAGAGAUCGACAGCUUGAAGUCAAAAACCAGGAACUGGCCGCCAUGGCAGAGCGCCUGCGCGAACUGGAAGAACAAGCGGCUCAAGCGCCCCAGAAACAAAAUCAAAGUCCCAACACAAGCAGCCCCGAUACGCCCUGGUGGAUGUCACCUAUGGUGUUGUUUGGUGUCAUUGUGCUUUUGAUAUUGUUUCUUGUUGUUGUCCUCAUUCGCCUGCGCAGCGCACGCGCGGAGCAGGAAGCAUUCGAAAAUGAGUUCUUCGACGAGCCCGUAGACGACCAGAGCGCAGCAGUUGAAGUAGAAGAAGAGCAGUCCAGCGACUACGAAGAAGAGGCCGAAGACAACGCGGCCAGCGGUGCAGUCGAACCAUUUAUUGGCGAUCUGGAUGAUGUUGAAGACGUUGAGGAGCUGGAUCAUCUGGCGCUCGACGAGGAACAGUCCGACAGCGACGCCGCUGCAACGCAGCCCUCAGCAGACAGUACCCAGAACGAAGCCGGAAAAACUGGAGAUGCCAUCGGCGAAGCAGAAAUAUACAUUGCCUACGGCCGUUAUGGUCAGGCAGCAAAUUUGCUUACCAGCGUGUUGAACAGCGAACCAGAACGUUGGGAUGUCAGGCUGAAACUGCUUGAAGUGUUUGUUGAAUCUUCCGAUGAAGCAGCCUUCUCUGAACAGGCGCAAUACAUCCUUGACCAUUGUGACGAUGAAGAAGUCCUGAUGGCCUGUCGCGACCUUGAAGCGCAGUUUGACAGCAGUAUCGUUAAUCUCAGCGACGACGAUGCUGCUGAAGACGCUCAAAAUUCCAGCGACGAUGACGUUCUGGAACUUGAUCUUGACGAGCUUGACAGCUCGGAAACGUCAUCAUCAGCCCAAGACCCGUUAACUGACCUGUCGGCGCAAACCGAAUCAGACGACAUGCUCGACGACGCGGACACCGCUGAAGAAAAUCCAGACAUAGAAUUCGAACUUGAAUUUGAUGAUACCGACGACGUCAUCACGAACGAUACAACCGAUGACGACAAAGGGGCUGGUGACGAACUGGGAGGAGACCUGGGCAUUGAUUUUGACCCAGAUCGUACGCCACUAGACGAAGCUGUAGCUACUUCAGCCGAUGACGCUGUUGAACUGGAACUGGAUCUGGACGACCAGGAAACCGAGAAUGAGCCAGAGCUGGAUUUUACAAGUGAAACGCCGGAUACAGGCGAUGACUUCGAAUUCGACAAUCCAGAAGAGGGUGAUAUCAACGCUACCAAGCUUGACCUUGCUGAGGCCUAUAUCGAUAUGGGUGAUGAAGACGGCGCGCAGGAUAUCCUCAAAGAAGUGAUCGAAGAGGGCAGCUCUGAACAACAGCAGAAAGCUGAGGAUGGCCUGCUAGCGGCUGAUAUUCAGGCAGUCAUCGUGACCUCCUAUGUCAUUGGCGUCACCUACAAUGGCGCCCCUUAUCGCGGCUGGCAGCGGCAGGUGCAGCAAAAUACCGUCCAGGGUGAAAUCGAAGCCGCUUUGCGGCGUAUUGCUAACGAUUCUGUCACUCUCAGCGUGGCCGGCAGAACGGAUGCCGGCGUACACGCAACGGGCCAGGUUGCUGCCUUUUCCACUGCAACACAACGCUCGCUUCACGACUGGCAUCGUGGUUUGAACGCACUCACCUCCGACAGUAUUCACAUCGAUUGGAUACAGGUUGCCAAGAAGGCAUUUCACCCUCGGUACAGUGCAACAGCACGUCGCUACGUUUAUGUUUAUCAUGAUGUCGGCUAUUCGCAUCCACACCUGCAAGGUCAGGUUUGGGGAUGCGGGCCCCUUGACGCGGAUGCCAUGCACCGCGCCGGGCAGCGUCUGAUUGGAGAACAUGACUUCACCAGUUUUCGCGGCUCGGGCUGUCAAUCGAUCACACCCCUGCGGCGGGUCAACCUGUUACAGGUGAGACGCCAGGGAGAAUUUGUGCUGCUGGACAUUGAAGCCAACGCGUUCCUUCUGCAUAUGGUACGCAAUAUUGCGCGUGCUCUGCACGAUGUGGGCGCCGCACGCCAUACUGGUAAUGCCGUUACGCCGAACAGUCCUGCAGACUGGCUGGCCCUUAAAGACAGAUCUGUUGUUGGUGCCACAGCACCGCCAUCCGGCCUCUACCUGACUGCCGUAUCCUAUCCAGGUUACGAUCUUCCACCGGCCGAAGCCAAGCGCUACACAACAGCGUGGGCACUCAUGUUGGAUACCUUUGUCGAUGGUCAACCCGGCAGUAAUUAUGCUCAGCCUGGUGACAACGGCUUAUUUGGCGAAUACGGUGGACGUUACGUCGCCGAAACGUUAACCCAUGCCCUCGAUCAGCUCGCCGAGCUGUACGAGCAGGUCCGCCAUGAUCCGGAAUUCCAGCAGGAACUUCACGAAGACCUUACUGAUUACGUUGGGCGUCCAACCCCAUUGUAUUUUGCCAAGCGACUAACAGCAGAACUCGGCGGCGCGAAAGUCUAUCUUAAACGCGAAGAUCUGAAUCACACCGGGGCACAUAAAAUCUGCAAUACGAUUGGUCAGGCGCUGCUGGCGAAAAGAAUGGGCAAGCCACGGGUCAUUGCUGAAACAGGUGCUGGUCAGCACGGUGUUGCCACGGCAACGGUAGCGGCCCGUCUGGGCCUGAAGUGUGACGUGUACAUGGGUGCAGAAGACGUCGAGCGCCAGAGCCUUAACGUCUAUCGUAUGAAAUUAUUAGGCGCAAACGUCAUUCCCGUACAUUCAGGUUCAAAAACGCUGAAGGAUGCCCUCAACGAAGCCAUGCGAGACUGGGUGACCAACGUGGAUGACACCCAUUACAUCAUCGGCACAGUUGCCGGCCCACACCCUUUCCCGAUGCUGGUGCGUGACUUUGCUUCCAUUAUUGGCUCUGAAGCACGUGCGCAGAUUCUGGCAAAGGAAGGCCGGCUACCUGACGUGGCGGUUGCCUGCGUAGGUGGAGGCUCAAAUGCCAUGGGCCUGUUUUACCCGUUUAUUGAUGACCUCGACGUCGAACUGGUUGGGGUUGAAGCUGGCGGACGAGGUAUUGAGACAGGCGCUCACGCUGCGCCACUGAAUGACGGUAAAGUUGGGGUACUGCACGGCAAUCGCACGUAUCUGAUGGCGGACGCCGACGGCCAGAUCGCACAAACCCACUCAAUAUCCGCGGGCCUGGAUUAUCCUGGCGUAGGGCCAGAGCACUCUCACCUCAAAGACAUUGGACGCGCCCGCUACGAUAGCGCCACCGAUGAUGAGACGAUGGCCGCGUUCCGCAUACUCAACCGCACUGAAGGUAUUCUCGCUGCUCUUGAGUCCAGUCACGCCAUUGCCUGGGUGGUCAAGAAUGCACCCAGCAUGGACCCGGACGAUAUUAUUCUGGUCAAUUUGUCGGGACGCGGAGACAAAGACAUCAACACAAUCGCGAAACUGGUGGGCGUACCGUUUUCAGACCCGGAGGCUGAAGGGCCCGCCAUUCAGGCGUCCAGUGAGCGGGCACUGCACAACGGCACUACCCUUGUUCGGGUGCUGCAGAUGAUUACCGAAUUCAGACAAACAAACACCCAUACACCAAUAGUACUCAUGGGUUAUCUGAACUCAAUCCUCGCCAUGCCAGAUUUCCCCCAGCGUGCGCAGGAUGCCGGUGUUGAUGGUUUGAUUAUGGUUAAUUUACCCCCGGAGUCAGCGGCUGAGUUACAGCCUCAACUGCAAGCCUGCCAUAUCGACCUGAUAUAUCUGAUUGCACCAACCACAACAGAUGAGCGCGCGCGCUUUAUCCUGCAGAACGCCUCAGGUUUCGUUUACUACGUUUCGCUGAAAGGCAUUACAGGUGCAGACAAUCUCGACACGGAGUCCGUGUCUGCCCGUCUGGCCCAGCUCAGGCAACAUACCGAUUUGCCCCUGUGUGUUGGUUUUGGAAUCAAAACCCCGGAAACAGCAGAAGCCGUUGCCACGUUUGCCGAUGGCGUUGUUAUUGGCAGCGCACUUGUGAAUCUGUUAGCAGAGCAUGCUGACAACGUCGAAGCGGGGGCCACAGCGCUCAAGCAGGCAGCACAGGCUUACAUUGCUGAACAGCACUGGCAGACCAUUGAUAUGGGCCUGCAGCGUAUGCAAACCAUGGUUGCACGCUUAAACCUGCAGCAGCCCGCCGCUAAAAUCAUCACCGUUGCCGGCACCAACGGCAAAGGUUCGACUUGUUAUGCCGCUGAGGCAAUGUUGCUGCAGGCUGGCUUAUCUGUCGGCACAACGUUGUCUCCUCAUGUCAGCCGUUUCAACGAGCGUGUACGCAUCAAUGGUGAACAGGCAGACGAUGCUUUUUUAUGUGCAGCAUUCACAGCCAUUGAUGCGCAACGUCAGGAUUUACCGUUAACCUAUUUUGAGUUCAGCGCGCUGGCUGCGUUGUGGUGUUUCAAACAAUCCAAUGUGGAUGUAUGCAUUCUUGAAAUCGGCUUAGGCGGUCGCCUGGACGCCUUCAACGUGAUUGACGCUGAUAUUGCCGUUAUCACCAGCAUCGGACUGGAUCACCAGCAGUUCCUUGGUGAAACGCGAGAAGCCAUUGGUACUGAAAAAGCCGGCAUUCUGCGCCAGGAACAACAGGUUGUGCUGGGUCCGGAUAUGCCUGAUUCGGUUCUGCUGGCCGCUGCGCAACUGGGAUUGGAACCCAUUGUGUUGGGCCGCACAUGGCAGGUCAGGCCCAACGCUGGUGAAGCGACCUGGGCGCUGUACGAAAACGAACAAUGCCGCCUGAACGCGCAACCGUACCACCAGUGUUCGCCGCAGAAUCUUGUGAUUGCUUACCUGGCUACCCGCUCCCUGACCCGGUCUCCUGUGUCAGUCAUCGCCAGAGUUAAUCCAGUUCUACAGAUGCCGGGAAGAAUGCAACAGCUGUUUCACCAGGGUCGACGAAUUGUGCUCGAUGUCGCGCAUAACCCUGCUGCUGCGACAUUCCUCGCCCGGGAGAUGGCCCAGCGCAACUGGCGGCCGAAGCUGAUAGUGUGCGGCAUGCUGCGGGACAAAGACCAUGCGGGUGUUUAUGAAGCCAUUGCCGCCCGGACUGAUGCGCCCUGGCUGCUACUGGACACGGAUGGCGAGCGCGGUCUGUCAGCGGUUGAUCUGCACAGGCGAUUACCGCCAGCAUCACACGCUGAGCCGAUACAGUGGGACAACUUGAUCUCCGAACUAAGUACCGCAACGCAAAGCGGAGAUGUUAUCCUUGCCUUUGGCUCUUUUGAUCUGGUUGCUCGGGUCAAUGAGCUGAUAAAUAUUAACGCCCUCGCAGAAUUUGACGAUGUUGUACCGGUAACUGAUGUGGUAGAGCGUGUUGAAGCCUUGCGCGAAGAGGUAGAUGAAGACGGUUUCGAUACAUCAAGCGAGACGCGUUUCGGUGAACCUACACUGGCCCGAGCCACUGAACAGACGCGGGUAUGGGCGGUCCAAGCUGCAAGCUUUGCCAGCAAAGACAACGCCCUGGCUUUCCAGCAGAGCCUGCGCGAAGCGGGCUAUGAAGCGUUUACCUCCACCGUUCGGGGCAGUCGCAGCGGGGAAGAGUUGGUCAGGGUGGCAGUGGGGCCGCUGCUCAAUUUAAAUGAAGCGCAGACCAUUCAAAAGCAAAUAGAAAAUCGUUUAGAUAUUGUCAUCGCUACUGUGGUGCUGUUGUCAGCCGUCAUCGGCCUUAUACGUGGUCUGAUGAAAGAGGUGCUGUCACUGGCAGCCUGGGUAGUGGCGUUUGUGGUGGCCAUGUACUUUUCUCCUUUUGUCGCCCUCAAUCUGCCGGCAUCCUGGGGCGCCGAAUCAGUACGCAUGGUGAUCGCCUUCGCCUGUCUGUUUAUCGCCAGUCUUAUUGUUGCCGGGAUAUUGCAGUGGUUGAUCGCCAAGCUGGUGGAAACAACCGGGUUGACCGGCACCGAUCGUUUUCUUGGCUUUCUGUUUGGCAGCGCACGCGGACUGUUGGUGGCCAUUGUCAUGCUGAUGAUUUUGCGCGAGAUUGGCAGCGAUACCGGGUGGUGGCAGGCUUCAAUUCUACAGGAGCAAUUGCUGGCCUUCGAAGGUGAUGUACGCAAUCUGUUGCAACAGGCAAAGGAUCUUGCGCGUGACGGUCCAGUCAACCAGGCGAUCUAUGAUGCGCUGACUGUAUUACAACACCGCGGCCAGGACGCUGCAGGUAUGGUCACCAGCGACGGCAAUAAGCUGCAUCUGCGCAAGGCCAACGGCCUGGUGCGGGAUGUGUUCCGACAGGAACAUAUGCAGUUGUUAAACGGCAACAUCGGUAUUGGUCACGUCAGAUAUCCAACCGCCGGCUCUUCAAGUUCCGCAGAAGCUCAGCCAAUGUACGUGAACUCUCCCUACGGAAUAACCCUGGCGCACAACGGCAAUCUGACAAAUGCCGAUCAGCUCAAGGCUGAUCUGUUUGCCGAAGAUCUUCGCCACAUCAAUACCGCAAGCGACUCAGAAGUGCUGCUCAAUGUACUGGCGCACGAACUCCAGCAGCAGCGCGCUCUGGACCCAACCCCAAACGAAAUUUUCAAAGCCGUUGCCGGCGUGCACAAACGCUGUCGAGGUGCAUACGCGGCGGUAGCCAUGAUCAUCGGCUGCGGAGUAUUGGGGUUUCGCGACCCCUACGGCAUCCGCCCCCUGGUGUAUGGCGAACGUCAAACAGAGCAGGGCACGGAGUACAUGCUUGCUUCGGAAUCCGUUGCGCUGGAUCUGCAGGGUUACACACUGCUGGGCAGUGUUGCGCCGGGCGAAGCAAUUUUUAUCACAUCCGAUGGACACAUACACCGCCAGGUAUGCGCAGAAAAAACACAAUUGGUGCCCUGUAUUUUUGAGCAUGUUUACCUGGCCCGUCCAGAUUCAAUCAUGGACGACAUUUCAGUAUAUAAAAGCCGACUGCGCAUGGGUGAACACCUCGCCGCAAGGAUCAUUGAACACUACGGUCAGCAUACGCAUGAUAUUGAUGUUGUGAUCCCGAUACCGGAUACCGGACGAACAGCCGCGCUACCGCUGGCGCACCAGCUGGACGUGAAGUUUCGCGAAGGAUUUGUAAAAAAUCGUUAUAUCGGGCGCACGUUCAUCAUGCCGGGACAACAGGAGCGGAAAAAAUCUGUGCGCCAGAAGCUCAACGUCAUCGAGCUUGAAUUUCGCGACAAAAACGUACUGCUGGUAGACGAUUCUAUUGUGCGCGGCACCACCACACAGCAGAUCAUUCAAAUGGCGCGUGAUGCCGGGGCCCGCAAGGUGUACAUGGCCUCAGCAGCGCCGGCUUUGCGCUAUCAGAACGUAUAUGGCAUCGAUAUGCCCGCGCGUCAGGAAUUUGUCGCUAACGAACGCAGUGACGAAGAAGUUGCCAAAAUCAUUGGUGCUGACUGGCUUGUGUACCAGGACAUCAAUGACCUGAAAAACAGCGCACGGGAAGGCAAUCCAGCGGUUGAUGACUUUGAAUGUUCCGCUUUCGACGGCCAUUACGUGACUGGUGACAUAGAUGCUGACUACCUUAGCCAGUUAUCCUUAGCACGAAGUGACCAGAAUAAGCAGCGCAGUGACGCCCAACUCAACCCAGACGCACUGAAUACAGUUUUACUGGGCAAGGAGCAGCAGAUCAAGCUGAGCCUGGCCUGCCUUUUUGCGGGCGGUCAUCUACUCAUUGAAGACCUGCCUGGCAUGGGCAAGACCCUGUUGUCCCACGCCCUGGCAAAAACGCUGGGAUUGUCUUACAACCGCAUCCAGUUCACUUCAGAUGUUCUGCCUUCAGACAUCAUCGGCGCAACUAUCUUUGAUAAACAGAGUAAUUCAUUCCGUUUUAUUGAAGGUCCGCUUUUUGCGCAACUGGUGCUGGCUGACGAAAUCAAUCGAGCAACGCCAAAAAGUCAGAGCGCGUUGCUUGAAGCGAUGGAAGAAAGACAGGUCACUAACGAUGGCGUUUCGAUGCCGCUGCCAUCUCCUUUUUUUGUUAUCGCAACCCAGAAUCCAUCUACCCAAUCCGGUACCUUUGCUUUACCCGAAUCUCAGCUGGACCGUUUUCUCAUGCGUAUUGAAUUGGGAUACCCUGAGCCUGCAGCGGAACGUGAGCUGUUAAUGCAUGGCGACCGGCGUACGCACCUGAACACUCUGGCUGCCAUAAUCAGCCCGGCAGAACUGAGUAAUAUUCAGGCAGCGGUAAGGGCCAUCAAAGCCUCAGAACCCGUGAUUGACUAUGUGCAGCGCAUCAUUGCGUUCAGCCGUCUCGGCAGCGAGUUUGCUUUUGGCUUAUCGCCCCGUGGAGCGCUGGCGCUGUUGCAAAGCGCCAAAGCCUGGGCAUUGAUCAACGAUCGCAGUCACGUUGUACCAGAAGACGUACAGGCCGUACUGCCCAGUGUGGUGGAACAUCGCCUGCGUGAAUCGGCCGACUUUACCGGCCAUGGCGGUGGCGCGCUCGCCCAGAAACUAUUAGGUUUUGCAUUUGCGGGCUUGUUGCUGAUGCUGAUUCUGGGCGCCAUCAAUUACCAGAACUCCCUCGUUUACGCCACAGCUUUCCUGUUAGGCAGCAUGUUUGUGAUUACCAUUCUAUACACCUUCAGAAACCUGUCUGGACUGUCGAUAGAGAUGGCGGACAGCCACAGUGGCUUUGUGGGUGAACAUAUUGAAUUCUCCGUGCGUGUUGAACGACCCAAGGGUCGCGGCCGCGAAGGUAUUCAGAUUGGCUGGCCGAACGGUUACAAACAGUGGGUGGAAAUAUUUGAUACUCAGGCCAGUGUUGUGUCGCUCUACGUUACCGCAGAUAAAAGAGGGUGGCUGCGACCGGGGCGCAUGCUGGUAGAAACUUACUUUCCGCUCGGACUGCUGCGCGCCUGGACCUGGGUCGACAUCAACGCGCGCGGCCUGGUGUAUCCCAAACCCAUUUUUUCCGACAGCCCCCAAUCCCACAGUGGCAGUCACCGCGACGACGGCGUUCUGAUUGACCCUCUGGGCAGCGACGAUUUUGUUGACCUGCGCGGCUAUGUACCUGGCGAUCCGAUCAGGAACAUUCUCUGGCGCUCUUACGCGCGUUCAGACGAGUUGGUUGUAAAGCGCUACGCCAGCUAUCAGGAACCCCGCCUGUGGUUCGAUUUUGACCAGCUCAGCGGCGACGUCGAAGAGAAACUCAGCCGGUUGGCCUGGGACAACUGCACCUUGAUCAGGUUUUACGGGAACUGGCCCUGUUUGGUCAUAGUGAUAUUGAGCAACCCGGUGAUGGGUAAGCAACCCAUAACACCUGGCAAAAACGCGCCCCAGGUAGGCAUGGCGUAUCAGAUACCGCGCAACUCCCUGGCGCUGCUGAUGAUAUCCCAGGUUGUUGUGAUCCUGCCGCUCGCAGUUUAUAUCACACCCUGGAUUAUCGGCGUUGGUCUAUUCAGUGGCUACUGGCGAACACAGGUUUACCGCGGCCGCUGGGGUUAUCCGGCAGGGUGGGUGAAAGCCGUAUUGGUUUUUGCAGGUGUCUUUGGUAUUGCCUUGAGCGGAUAUGGCACCUUCAGUCUGGAGGCGGCAACGUCUCUACUGGUGCUGGCUUUUGCUCUGAAGUUGCUGGAAAUGAAAACCCGGCGUGAUGCCUACCUGGUCAUCUUUUUAAGCUAUUUCCUGAUCGCUACAGCGUUUCUAUUUGACCAGGCCAUCACCAUGGCGGCUUAUCAGGUAUUGGCGGCGGUGAUUAUUACUGCCGCAAUGGUCGGCAUGAACCAACUGCAAAGCAGGGUGCGGCCGCUGGCAUCAAUAAAACUCGCUGCGGCGCUUAUUUUCCAGGCGCUGCCUUUAACAAUUGUGCUGUUUUUGCUGUUUCCGCGUAUCGCGCCGCUGUGGUCUAUACCAAUGCCGUCAUCCGCUACCACAGGGAUCAGUGACAGCAUCAAACCUGGUGACGUUGCUAAUUUAACCAUGUCCAACGAGCUCGCCUUUCGCGCGGUUUUUGAAGACGAGGUACCACCAACUCGUGAACUUUACUGGCGCGGCCUGGUGUACAGCGAGUUUGAUCAAGGGACCUGGACGGUAGGUCGACCAUUGCCACCCAAGGCUGCUCCUCCUGCGCCGGUGGGACCCGGAAUCGGUUACGAGGUCUUCCUGGAACCGACCCAGGCUGAAUGGUUGUUCUCUCUGGAUACACCGGUGGACUAUGAGCCCCGCCUGAAAAUGCUUGGCGACUACCGGCUGAUUAAUCCUGAAUCAAUAUUGUCUGUUAAACGUUACCGUCUGGUCAGUGAUCCGCAGUACAUCCAGGAUCUAGAGCUCCACGGGUUGCUUGAACGCCGCGAAACCAGACUGCCCGACGACGACAACCCACGUAUUCGCGCUUAUGCCCGCGCACUGAGAGCUGAAGUGGGCUCACCGAGUGCAAUGGUUGAGGCUAUGCUUUCGCAGAUUCGUAAUCGAGAUUAUGUUUACACACUGCAGCCGCCAACCCUGAGCAGUAUCAAUAGUGUGGAUGAAUUCUGGUUCGACACACGCAGAGGCUUCUGCACGCAUUACGCAGGCGCGAUGGUAUUUGCUUUGCGAGCGGCAGACAUUCCUGCCCGGAUGGUGGGCGGUUACCAGGGUGGCGAAGUGAACCCCAGAACCGGACACGUCGAAGUUCGCCAGUACCUUGCCCAUGCCUGGGUUGAGGUGUGGAUCGAAGGUGCGGGUUGGACACGAGUCGACCCGACCGCUGCCGUGGCGCCAGCCCGAGUUGAAAAUGGCCUCAACGCUGCGCUUUCUGGUGAAGACCGUGCCGCCUUAUCUUUUCUGACUAACGCCCGCCUCGGAGAGGCUGACCUGCUCAGUAGUGCCCUGCAAUUCUUCGACUCCAUUGAACACCGGUGGAAUUUCUGGGUAGUCGGAUAUGACGCGGCGUCUCAGAGCGGCGUUUUACAAAAACUGUUAGGCAAAGUGACGCCGGCGCGGAUAGGUAUGGCGUUGGCAAUUGGCGGGGGCGUGAGUAUGUUACUGGUUGCCUUGACGCUGUUCUGGCGGCGACGACCCAGCCAGCGUAACCCAGCUGAACGCAGGUUUUUUAAAUUCGCCAGCGCAAUGGCCAGACAGGGCUACGCGCGGGCCCCCAAUGAGACCCCUGCAGCUUAUCUUCGGCGCCUUGCACUGAAAGCGGAACUGGACCCACAGCCUAUGGUGCAAAGGUUACAGAGUUUCAUGUACGACCCAGAAGCCAGUCUCUCAGAUGCCGAACGGCGUCAAAUGCGCCAGGCAUCCCAGCAGCAACAGAUCUGGGCGCGCCUGCAGGGCCUGCGUGACGAAGUUGUGGAACAUACUCUGACCAUCAUCGAUAAAACCUGCUACGACGAACACACCCAGGCGAAACACCUGCAGGAUCUUGCAGCGGUGGAACAACGUUACGAACUGGUUCGCCAUCUGGCAAUUCAGAACAUGCCGCUGUCUGCCGGCGGUUUACAGACAUCUACAGCAACAGAUGAUGCGCUGACCACAUUGCAGGCUAUUGACGGUGAAAUUUAUCGUCGCUCUCUGGCGCACUACGAACAGUUGUUGGACAAGAUGUCACGACUGGCAAGAGAGGAGCUCCGGCAUUUUGAGCAGGUCCUGGAGCUGAUGCGCGGUGAACAGAUCAACUACACAUAUCUGAGUCCAGCUCGUUAUGCGCAACAGCUGCAUAGCCUGGUACGCAAGCAGGAGCCUGGGAAGUUAAUAGAUCUUCUGAUCCUUGGCGCAGUGGUUGAAGCUCGCUCCUGUGAGCGGUUCGUUCGCUUGUUAGAAAUACUACCGGAGCGCAUCGGUGGGCUGUACCGGCAACUGGUGCACUCAGAAGCCAGGCAUUUUCAGGACUAUCUGAGUCUGGCGCGGUCUAUCGCAAAAGAGAAUAUCGAUGAUCGCAUCGAGUCUUUUCUCAGCGAAGAUGCCAACCUGGUUACAACACCUGACCCGGAGUUUCGCUUCCAUAGCGGUGUGCCAGGCUGA